GGGAAAGCCGCGAUGAGCGCAACAGCCGAUGUUGGAACAACGUCACCUGCUGCGGCGGGAAACACCCAAUUUCUGGCGACACCACGACAACAAAAUAGCGGAAAGAAGAAAAUGUCAUCGGCUGCGUCACUACGACACGUAUUGAGGUUAGAAUCAGCCAAGCGCCGGGCUGCGAAAAUAGAGGCGAGGAAAGAGAAGGAAUCAAGAAGGAAAAAGGAAGAAAUAGAUAUAGAUAUAGAAGCGCAAGCGGCUGAGAAGAAAGAAAUCUACAACGACCUCCACGACGAUCAACAUCAACAUCAUGACGAUUCCGUUCCUGGCGUUGACUUGGAUAACGUUAACGACCUGGAAGAUAAAGAAAACCAACCUGUAGAUUUGGACGACCUUGCAACUUCUGCUUACAAGAGAGGCGAAAAAAGCUCCAAGAAGAAUUUUGAAGACGACACUGAAGUUGGUGUGCUGAUCAACAAGCAUGAUCAACUGUUGCACAUGCUGAGUGAGUUUUUGUAUCUGCAGCAUAGAAAUUCUGCAACUGCGGCGUCAGCUAGCCACUUGACAGAAAAGGAAACACACGUCUUCAACAAGAAACAGGUGGACGAUAUUGUGCAAGCGGAAGGCGAGAAUAUGCCAAGAAUGCCAGAGACCAGCUCCUCCGGCCAACAUCUUUCAGUGCGCGAUGAUAUUAACGAGGGAAGAGAAGUCCUCGAGCAUGAUGAUGAUGUUUCGUUCUUUGCUGAUGAGGAAGUAGCUCCUCCUGGGCGUCGUGAUGGAACAGGUCUUCUGGAGAACAUUUCGGAGAUCGAGGCUAGCAUGGGCAAGGAGUUUCUCUACCACAGAAGUCCUGAACGAAGUACUACGAACAUGGCACAUCCUUUUCCUGAUAUUGGCGAAGAUGAUCAGGGUGAUGGCGUUGAAGAUUUAUUUCGAAGUAAAAGACACAAGGCGAACAAGCUGCCAAGAACGAUGAAGAGGAAGACCGUUACACACCGAGAUGCGAGAAGUGUAGACCACGAUGAGGUCAUCUCCGACGAGUACAGUCGCCACCCGAAGACGUCUUCUACCUCAGCACUUUCAGCUUCCAAACUCUACGACAUCACCCUCGCAAAGCUCGAGGAUCAAAUAAAGUUGCUUGCAUCAGAGAUACGAGCAUGUGGUGAUGAAGUAGUAGAAAGUAGUAGUACUAGAAGAACACAGCAUGCAGGUGGGAUGAAAGUUGCUCUUCCUCACGAAGGAGGCCGACUUCAGACUGGUGACAUACGCAUUCCACGGCAGAGAAAUUUAGUAACAUGA
This is a messenger RNA of Amoebophrya sp. A25, 1290 nucleotides long. Lineage: Eukaryota; Dinophyceae; Syndiniales; Amoebophryaceae. The record is from the annotation of a GenBank genome assembly.